This is a messenger RNA of Rhineura floridana, 6950 nucleotides long. It is a transcript of the gene VWCE, whose product is annotated as von Willebrand factor C and EGF domains. The transcript is spliced from 20 exons. Gene Ontology annotation, molecular function: protein binding; calcium ion binding. Lineage: Eukaryota; Metazoa; Chordata; Lepidosauria; Squamata; Rhineuridae. Gene Ontology annotation, cellular component: cytoplasm. Bases 276 to 3287 code for a protein of 1003 amino acids. Gene Ontology annotation, biological process: cellular response to virus. The record is from RefSeq and is a predicted model, not a curated record.
UUUCCACUCCGAACACAUGGACUUGUGGUGGUGGUGGGGGAGCCGAGCAAUCUGAGCCUGGCUGUGGGGAGGAGUCUGUUCCCAAUGUUCCCCCAGCCUGAGAUCAUUGAUCCGAGCUCCCCUCCUCUGCCCAGCAGGAGCCCCCAGCCUCAUCCUUGGUGGGGUGGAGAGGCCAGGCAGUUGCCAUGCUAUAGAGGGGCCCGCGAGGAGAGGCGGGAAGGAAAGGGCUCUGAAGGGAGCAUCUCAGUGGGACUGGUGGGAGGAGGACGCCUGUCAUGUUCGCCGAGCUGCUCUUCCAGGCUGUCUGGAUAUCUGUGCUCCUUCAAGGGGCCCAAGGGAGAGUCUACACGGGAAGGAAGAAACUUGCCAACUUCGGCGUGGAGAGACGUCGCAUCGGACCACAUGUUUGCCUCUCUGGUUUUGGAAGCGGAUGCUGCCCUGGGUGGAUACCAUCUCCAGGCAGCGGACAGUGCAUCCUGCCACUUUGUGCCUUUGGCUGUGGCAGUGGCUUCUGCAUUGCUCCCAACGUCUGUUCUUGCAGGGAUGGAGGGCAGGGCAUUACCUGUCAAGACCCUCCUGGUGCCUGUGGAGAGUACGGCUGUGACCUUGCUUGCAAUCACGGAGGCUGCCAAGAGGUGGCGCGGGUGUGUCCAUUGGGAUUCUCCAUGAGUGAGACCGCCAAUGGUGUACGUUGCACAGACAUUGACGAGUGCCUGAGUGCCUCCUGUGAGGGGCUUUGCAUGAACACUGAAGGUGGCUUCGUGUGUGAAUGUGGCCCAGGGAUGCAACUCGCUGCGGACCGACACAGCUGUCAAGAUACUGAUGAGUGUCUAGCAACACCCUGUCAGCACCACUGCAAGAACAGCAUUGGCAGCUAUCGAUGUUCGUGCCAUUCUGGCUUCUACCUGCAUAGCAACCAGCACUCCUGUGUGGAUGUGAAUGAAUGCCGGCGACCCAGCGAGAAGCGAACCUGCCAGCACUCCUGUCACAACACACUGGGGAGUUUUAUGUGCAGCUGUCGCCCAGGCUACCGGCUCAGCAUGGACAGAGUAUCCUGUGAAGGUUUUUCGAAGACCAUCCUGGCCCCAUCUCCCAUUUUGCAAUCUCUCCAGCACCCACCAACUCUGCUGCGCCUUUCUCCAGAAUCGAUGGUGCCUGUCUUGCCCCCCAGGGGCUCCGCUCCAUCCCGAGCGCCUGCUCCCCACAGCGUACUCAGAACUCCAUCUCCUUCCUUGCACCUUUCCAUUCUUCCUGUGCUCCCACCUGCAGCUUCUCCCACCCCUUCAUUCACUCCACCCAGUCCCUCCCUUGGCACACCCUUCUCAGGAAGGACUGCCAGGCCUUCCUGGUUGGAGGGCCCACUGCCACCAUCACUGUUGCGAGACGAGAUGACGCCCCCUCCCACAAGCCCCUCUGCUCGGUCAGUUUCCCCUGUAGCCCUGCCUUCCAUCUGCUGGCAUGGAGGGGUUUUCCAUAAGAAUGGCAGCCGCUGGAUAGAGCCAGGGUGUCUGAACUGCUCUUGUGAGGGUGGGCAAGUGCUGUGUAGAGCCAUGAUGUGUGAGGUUGCCUGUUCCCAUCCACUUCCUCCUUUAGAGGGGGAGUGCUGUCCUAGUUGCACAGGCUGUUUCUAUUAUGGGAUUGCCAGAGCUGAGGGGGAUGUUUUCUCUCUCUCUGAUGAGAACUGCACAGUCUGCGUCUGCCUGGAGGGCAACGUAUCCUGUAUCUCUCUAGAAUGUACACCCGGUCCAUGCUCCAGUUCUGCUCAGACUGACUGUUGUCCCUGCCAGCCAGCAGAGUGCCAUUUCCGUGACCAGACAUAUGCAGAGGGGACCGAAUUCAGCCUGGAUGGUGAUGAUUGCACCACCUGUGUGUGCAGGCAAGGUGAAGUUGAGUGUUCCUUCACUCCCUGCCCCACGCUGGAGUGUCCCCGCGAUGACUGGCUAUUGACCCCAGGGCAGUGCUGCUUCACCUGCCGAAAGGCUGCUCCCAUGACAGGUUGCUUUGUGGAUGACAAUGGAGUUGAAUUUCCAAUUGGACAGAUCUGGUCUCCGGGUGAUCCCUGUGAGUUAUGCAUCUGCCAGGCAGAUGGCUCAGUGAGCUGUAAGAGGACAGAUUGUUUGGAGACGUGCCCUCACCCAAUCCGGAUCCCCGGACAGUGCUGUCCAGAUUGCUCAGCAGGCUGCACCUAUGCAGGAAGGAUCUUUUACAACAACGAGACAUUCCCCUCUGUGUUAGACCCAUGCCUAAGCUGCAUUUGUUUGCUGGGCUCCGUGGCAUGUUCUCCUGUAGACUGUGUCAUCUUUUGUACAUACCCGUUCCACCCAGAAGGAGAGUGCUGCCCAGUUUGUCAUGACUGCAAUUACAAGGGGAGGAAAGUGGUGGAUGGACACAAUUUUGUACCAGAAAGUGAACCCUGCAUUCAUUGUACCUGCCAGCUUGGAGAGGUGAGUUGUGAGAAGAGGCCCUGUCCAAGCACCUGUGCAGAGCCCUUUGGGCCCCCUAUGCAUUGCUGCCCUGGCUGCCAAGGUAAUGAAGUUCCAGAUGGCCUGACUUCACUGGAGAAUAGCCUAGCCAAUUCUCACUUGGAAGAUGGCGGAUUAGACACAGCUUUGCAAGCCUUCCAAAGACAUUCCAUGGACCUGAUGAAUGACAGAAACUGCAGCCUCAGUGCUCCCAUUCCCACACCUGCCUCACUUCAUCCAGAGGUUCAUCUUGGGGCAAGUAAUUCAAACGCUUGGGAGAUUCCACCAGUGAGCCCAACUGCACCAGAGAAUGGUGGGCUCCAUCAUACCAGACCAGGAGGUCCCAUCAGACUGCGUUUCAAUAGGCCACCAAGUGCCAAACCCUCUUCUCCUUGGCUGGGCCAUUCUGCAGUUCCUCAGAUAAGACCAGGGUCUCCUUUGCCACUUCCAAAAGGGCCAGAAAGCACCAGGCCUCCUCCCACCAGGCCAAGGCCCUUUGGUUAUCCUUUGACUCUCAUUACAAGGACAGUUGGAUCCUCUGUGCCCUCUACUGCAGUUCAUGCUUCCACUCCACUCACUGCAGCUAACCUGACAGAUUCCAUCACUGCCCCCUGUCAGGCUUCAGAUACCCGCAGCCUUCCUCUGUCACCUCCAGUUGAAAUACUUCCCCCUUCAGCCAGCCCCAGUCUAGACCCUCCUCAAGAACUUCAAAAUGGGAGAUCAUCAUCACACACAACAGGUUCACCCAUGGACCAGCAAACUGUGAGGAGCAGCCGUGCAUUUCCCCCUGGUGAUGAGAAUAACCUCAGUAGCAGUGCUCCAUAGCUUAAAGGAAAGGCCAGGCCUAUUUUUGAACAGAAGGAACAUAACCACUUUUAACCUCAUUGGUGUAGGAGACCUACAAACAAGGCUGCCACUAGUGGUGUGAGCUGGUCCUGCCACUACAUAUCCCUGACAAUUUACACUUUCUGUUUUCUCAGAGAGCAGGUCUAAUUUGCAGGGGCAUUUAUUCAGCCGCAUCUAGUGUUGAGGUGACAAGUCCUGUUUGGGCCCUUACCUAAUCAAUGUCUCCUUGGAUGUAGAACACCGUGGCAUAAUCCCCACCCCACACUUUUUUUUUUUUUGCAAUCCCAAUAUAAAGAUUCCAGCACAGUCUCCUGCCCCUUCAGAACACUGCUAUAGAGGGACAUAUGUGGCAGGACAAAGGACAAAUUCUAGUCACGCUUCUGCUGUGUGUUGUGGUACUGGCCUGCUGCCAUCAUGGGAAGUAAUCCCUUGCACACUAAAUAUCCUCACAACAGGUCUAGCACAGGUAUCCUGUUGCUGUUUGCAGCAGGGAUGGGAACUUCAGGGAUAAUGAUUCUGAAGGAAAGUUGGCCAGUUUUCACUGAAGUCCAACUAAGUCUUAUUUAAUAGAACCAUACUGUGUAGUUCACAGAUGUGUAUGAAAUUGCCUCUGAUAGUGGGACAUUUCCACGCAGUCCUUUAUUGCUUUGUACACCCUGGUAGACCUGCUACCAGAGUUCUGAAAUUCCGAUUAUAGUAUACACCAGCUAGAUUUAUGCAAACACUAAAAUAUGUGUGGUAUCUAAAUGUAAACAUGCUUUUUUCCUAGUUUGUAGGUAAAUUUGCAUUUUGAAAUUUAAGAUUUUGACAUGAAUUUCAUUUAUGAUUUCCUUGCUGAGGCAUGUCACUCACCAGACUCCCUGAAAGUGGUUUGACCCUUUUGGAUUUGUUUCAGGCUUUAAAGAUGUUUGCAACCAGCUCCUGAAACUGGUGGCAGAACAGCUUCAGAGAGGUGUCUAAUAAGGAUACAUCUGUACUGGACAUUUGAAACCAGACUAAUUGCCUUGGCUUCCCCUCUCCCCUCCCCUUGAAUUCUGGGAACUGUAAUUUUGUGAGGUUGCUAAGAAUGCUUUAUUGGCCCCUUUACGAAACAGAAUUUCCUAAAAUUCCGUGUUUAUGAAUCAUGGCUGUCAAUUAGCUUUGGAACGUAGUUUGGAAAAUAGCUUGUAGGAUCUCCAACACGCAUCUGACCUCCUCAAUCCAGGCUUCAGGCUGUAUGUUCUGGUUCCUCUGCCUCCCAUUAGGCAGAUGGAAAGCAAUGCAUUUCUAACUGUGCAUUCAAUAUUGCUGGCUUCUUGGUGUCAGUCAGGACCAGCACCAGACUUAGAGUGGGCCCUUGGCAUAGCACUGUAGAUGCUCCAUCAAUGUUGGGAUCCCUAUGGAACCAUUAGGCCUCUGCUGUCAUUGCCACCCCAUCCCCAGCUAUCAUGUGCUCUUGGGGUUUACAGUCUCAGGGAAGUGGGCAAGUGUAGUCAAGUCUAGUUUCUUCUGGACAGGUCAAGUCAGGCAGGAUAAAGUCCAGAUGAGCCAUGUGUCUCUUAGCAGGGAUCAGAACCCGGGGCAGCUCCCAGGGGGGCCUGCUGGCUGAGCCAUGACAAGGAGCUGAUGCCAUCUGAGGCAGGCAAGACCGUUCCUGCCAUUAAGCCCCACUUCCUUAAAGGAGCCGGCAGUGAGUUCCUUAAAAUACCUUUGCCUGAUUCUGUACCCUUUGGCUUCUGCAAGGGCUAGGAGAUGGGGAUGAUGCUAAGAACUCACCCUCUGGCCAGGAAGGCCUGGAAGAAGCUGCUAAAAAAUUUCCCCUGGAGAAGGUGGCCGGAACCUUGACCUCAUCUGAGUCCCACUCAUAGCUCUGUGGGGCCCAAGUCAGGGGCCAUGACACUGACACUUCUGCAACUGCCAGUCGCUCCCUCUCCCUAGUGUGCUUACAUCAGCAUUGUAGUGAGAUGCAAGGCUGGAGCCAGGCUUGAGUGGAUCCCCAGCAUAGUCAUGCCCACCCAGGGGCAAGCUGGCAAUUGCAGCAGUGCCAGGACCAGCAACUAUGCAAGGAGCAGUUGGAAGAUGGUGGCAGGUGGCAGCAAUGUGAUAGGGCCCCAGGAAACGUGUGAGACCCGAUAGUCCUUGCUAGGGUGCAUAGGCCCUGACAGCUGCCCAAAUAUGCCAGGUUCUGAUGCCAGGUCUGCUGUCAGUACAGGGAGGGUCCAUGGAAGAGUCCAUCCUGUCUGUCUCUCAGAUAUCCCCCACUCUUUUAGUUUGGAGGUCAGAGACGGCAGGUGGCUAUUAUGAGGCAGGCCCUAUUCUUAAACUGUUAUUAUUACUGAAUAUUCAUUAUCUCAGUCUCCCACAGCAUCUUCAUCUUUUGACCACCAAAAGGCCAGUUUUGUAUGAUCCUUUUGCUCAUUAACAAGGCUGCUUGUUCUUUGUCUGGGCCCAAAAAUGCUCUCAUUGUGAAGAAGUUGACUGAGCAAUCUUCAUGAGAAAAACCAAAGCACCUGGAAACCUUUCUAGAGCAGUAGCAUUCAAACUCAUGGUCUGUCCUAAUAUACUUGUACCCUUUUCUUUUCCAAAGAACUCAGAGAGGCUUACGCAUAGUUCUCCAGGCAUUCUCCCAUCCAGACAUUGUUCAAGGCUAGGGCCACUUACCUUCAGCAAUACAACUGCAUCAUGCAACAAAUCAUAAGCAUGUUUUGUGCCUGAAUUCAUGAACAGGCCACCUCCAAGCCAGGCUUACCAAGGACACAAAAGCCAGUAUGGAUUAAUUUGUAGCUAUCGCAACAGUAUAAUCUCUUUGCAGGCAGAGAGCCCACAUGUUAUGAGCCUGGUCUGGGAGUCCAGAGUCCUCAGUAUAAUUACAUGAUCUGCAACAGACUCCCUUUUGGCCCGGUUCUCAGGCAUUUUCAAUCCCUAAUCUGUGAAAGGGAUGAUAGAACUCCUCUACCUCAUAGGACAUAUUUACAAUACAAAGCUAUAGUGGUUUUAUACUGUGUUAAUCGUAACUUGCAACAGGGAAUCCCAAGAAUAAUAGUCUGAUGAGAGUGCUGAGAAUUCUAUUAGAGAUCCAUGCACUCCUACUUGGAACUAUAGUUCCCAGGGUUCCCUCUGUAAGAGAGAAUGACAAACCAUUCUAAGCCUACAGCAUGGACUACGCCCAUAGUGCAGCCUGCUUUGAAGCUGCCUUGAAGUACCUGGUACCAAAGCAGCAAUGCGCUAUUUUUUUAAAAAAAAUUUGCUUCUAGACUUUUUGAACGCAUUCCCUAGUCACAGCCUUCCCAAUGUCUCUAAAAUUAGGAUUGAGUUAUACUUGAUGAUGGUCACCUCAAUGUGCACUACAUGCAUUGAAAACUACUGGGCAGUAAUAAUAUGGUAUGAAAGCUUUUCUUGUGAUGUUUGAUUUGUGAUAGCCAUUUUGUACAUGCAUACUCCCACUUGAGCCAGCAACUAAGGGACAUGCAUAUGUGAACUCACUUUUAACUGGGCCACAGUGUGCUGCAAGGUGUCAGUAAAAUCCCAUAUUGUGUGUGGGUUUUUGUUCAUUGGUUUUUACAUUUUGGGGUAAAGGUUUGACACUGCAAUUACAGUGAGUGUUUCCACUUGGGGGGGAAAUAAAAGUUUUGUUUUUAAACAUCAACACUUAUGUCAAAUAAA